AAACAAGUCAUUGCUGCUGCCAUUUUCUUUUUACAAAUAGUUUGUGUAAAACAUAACAAUAUAACAAUAACAAUAUCAUUAGAUCAAGGGGUAGUACUAUCUGGUCAUAUAUCUUCUUACCACCACGACCCCGAUUUAUGUCUACCACCUCUUGGAGAAUACGAAUAGGAGGAGCUUUUGGUGCAGUUUUAGGUUAUUCAGCUUAUAAACGUUUAAAGGCACAGGGAAGCAAGCCGAACUUGCACCAAUACUUCAAUACCCUUGUGUCAUUGCGAACAAGAUUCAACCCAGGAGUCCAGUUUUUUGUGUUGUUUUUAUGUCUAAACUUCUUGAAGUGGAUCACUUUUGGGAAAUUAACUCCGCGAGAGAUUAAGAACCUCAAGGACAAGAUUGCCUACACCAUUUGGGAAUUCUUUUUCGGGUUUAUGAUUUUGUACUUCAAAAUUGGGUCAUAUCUGAUUAUCCAGGUGGAAGUGUUCAAAUUUGCCGGGUUGUUUUUCACAAUCAUAUUGUUGAAGGGUUUCCACUAUUUAUCGGCCGACAGAAUACAAACAGUGUUUAAUUUAUCGCACAGUACACCUACCGUUAAACUUUGGGCCAUCAAGUUAUCAAUAGGUCUCAUCAUGUUGAAUCUUAUUGAUGCCAUGUUAAUCGUCAAAUUCUUUUACGAGUUGUACCAUUCAAGCACAAACGAAAAGGGGUUGUCGAUGGUGGAUAAUAUAUUAGUGGGUAUCUUUGGAUUUGAAAUCUUGAAUUUGUUUCCCGUUAUCGUGUUAACUACGUUGAAAUGUGGACUUGAAUUGAGUCAAUAUUUGAAUGAAGAUGAACAAGAAGAUACCCAAUGGAGAGAAUAUAAAUUAAAGUGGAUAUACAUGGGAGAGUUCAUUGUCAAUUUAAUCCGUUUCAUUAUGGUGUGCUUGUUUUCCGUGGCAUUCCUAUACUUUUACACAUUUCCAAUUCAUAUCCUCCCCUCGUCAUAUCUCAGUCUUCGAGUUUUAGUUGCAAAAACCAGAAAUUUUAUAAACUUUAAAAAGAAACAGUUUGUGCUUGAGAAGUUGACAGUACCGACAGAAGUUUUUCGCGAUGAAAAGUGCGUUGUUUGUUUUGAAGAGUUUACUGAUGUCAAUGAUAUUCGACAGUUGAACUGCACUCAUAGUUUCCAUUAUAGAUGCUUGAAAAGUUGGAUCUAUUAUUCAAAUUCGUGUCCAACCUGUCGUGAGGUUAUAUAGAAACUGCGUUGACCGCUAAAACCUGCUUUCAAUUCUCUUUGAUAGUUACGUUGUACGUUAAAACUGUCUUUUUUUAAAAAAAAAAACUAUACUUAUAAUACAU
Molecule: messenger RNA, 1332 nt
Organism: Spathaspora passalidarum NRRL Y-27907
Lineage: Eukaryota; Fungi; Ascomycota; Pichiomycetes; Serinales; Debaryomycetaceae
Exons: 2
Coding region: 138-1229 (363 amino acids)
Source: RefSeq, a predicted model, not a curated record